UAACAAAAACAAAAAGCAAACGAAACUUGAUAAAAUAUUACGCAAAAAUAUUUGAUGUAGGAAUUAAUUAUUCAAGUGAUACUUCAGUGACCUCCAAAAGCAUCGCUGCCUAUGAUCGAUUUAUAUUUGAAAUAAAUCAUAAAAGUCGGAUCGAAAAAGGUGUGAUACUGAAAUUUGAUAAAGACUGGAGAGAUAAUCGUGAUCCAGACUUACCCAAGAAGGCCGCAAAGCACAUUUCAGAUCAUUAUCCUAUAGAGUUCGAUUUGAGAUUAAUAUAA
Racocetra persica is the source of this 278-nucleotide messenger RNA. The record is from the annotation of a GenBank genome assembly. Lineage: Eukaryota; Fungi; Glomeromycota; Glomeromycetes; Diversisporales; Gigasporaceae.